AUGAAUUUUAGGAAGAAAGGCGAGCUCCGAGUUACAGAGCAACAAAUUUCGAUGGCUGGUAACUCGAAUGGGAGCCACCACCAGAGAUACAAGCACCUUUCGAACAGUCCAUCUGUCACCAACUAUCUGUAUCUGGUUAAGAAUAGAAAUGAUACCAGUUUUGUGCUCUAG
Suhomyces tanzawaensis NRRL Y-17324 is the source of this 171-nucleotide messenger RNA. RefSeq lists its product as uncharacterized. The record is from RefSeq and is a predicted model, not a curated record. Bases 1 to 171 code for a protein of 56 amino acids. Lineage: Eukaryota; Fungi; Ascomycota; Pichiomycetes; Serinales; Debaryomycetaceae. The transcript has a single exon.